Molecule: messenger RNA, 843 nt
Organism: Poecile atricapillus (Black-capped chickadee)
Lineage: Eukaryota; Metazoa; Chordata; Aves; Passeriformes; Paridae
Product: forkhead box protein D1-like
Biological process (GO): regulation of transcription by RNA polymerase II; cell differentiation; anatomical structure morphogenesis
Molecular function (GO): RNA polymerase II cis-regulatory region sequence-specific DNA binding; DNA-binding transcription factor activity, RNA polymerase II-specific
Source: RefSeq, a predicted model, not a curated record
AUGAAAUCAAAUGAACACACCUGCUCGCUUGCCACACUGGCCUCUGCCAAUGCAUUGUCCUGCCAUCAUUCCAUAACCCUGAACUUGGAGAUGUCUGAAGUGUCGAUGCUGCCUGAGGAGACUGAUGAGGAGGUUGACAAGGAGCCACAGAAGAAGACAGAGGGUGUGGAUGACCUCCAUGGCAACACCCUGCUACUACAGUUGCUUGUGUGUGGUGGCAGAUGGCCCACAGAAGGCAGUAGCAGUGGGGUGCACAGGGGUGGCAAGAACAGUCUGGUGAAGCCACCCUACUCCUACAUCACUCUCAUCACCAUGGCCAUCCUGCAGAGCCCUGAGAAGUGGCUGACGCUGAGCAAGAUCUGCAAAUUCAUUAGCAAGCACUUCCCUUACUACUGGGAGAAGUUCCCUGCAUGUCAGAACAGCAUCCACCACAACUCCCUCAGUGACCACUUUGUCAAGAUUCCUCAGGAUCCCAGCAACCCUGGCAAGGGCAACUACUGGAUGCUGGACCCCAAGUCCAUCAACAUGUCUGACAACAGGAGCUUCCUGCACUGCUGAAAGUGCUUCAAGCAAUAGCAGCUCUUGGCACCCGAGCUGCUGCUGCAUAUCACCCUGCUACAGUUAAUGCUUUUCCUUAGACACCUGGAAGAUCCAUUUCCCCCUCCACCUCCUCCAGAUAGCUUUAAGGGGGCAUCAGCCCCAACACCCUCAGAUAGCCCUACUGCAUCCUGGACCAGAAAGCAGGGUGAGGAUAGGAAAAAUAGCUCUUUCCUCUGCCGCACUGAUGGUGAGGACAUAAGCUUCGAUCUGUUCCUGUUGAGGUUCAUAAGUGAAGUUUACUAA